This is a messenger RNA of Galeopterus variegatus (Sunda flying lemur), 2452 nucleotides long. RefSeq names its product coiled-coil domain containing 154 (gene CCDC154). Gene Ontology annotation, biological process: bone mineralization involved in bone maturation. The coding region runs from base 1 to 2427 and encodes 808 amino acids. NCBI's taxonomy places the organism in Eukaryota, Metazoa, Chordata, Mammalia, Dermoptera, Cynocephalidae. The record is from RefSeq and is a predicted model, not a curated record. The transcript is spliced from 20 exons.
AUGACCCUCGGAGCACCCGCCCUGAAGGCUGCUGUUCACUGCCAGCCUGAGGCUCGCACACUGUGGGAGCUGGCCCAGCCCCCUCAGCCACAGGUGCCGCCUGUGGCCCCGGGACCUGUGCAGCAGCCCCAGCUGAACCCCCAUGGCGUGGGUUUGAGGGAGCAGGAUAGCUGUGGCGUCUGGAGCAAGCUGCGUCGGGCAGUCUCCUCUGCUCCCAGCUCCACACCUGACUCAGUGUCCCUAGGCCCAGAAGACUGGGCCAACCCCCAACCGCCCUGGCCUGGGGUUCAGCUCCGGGUAGCCACAGGGGCCUGGGCCCAGGCCGAAGCUGCAGGGGGCGCUGCUGGUGAAGCCAUGUCAGCAGACCAUUGGGAGCCACUGCCCACAAAGGGCAAGCCCCCAUGGUACCUCCUUGCAGAGUUGGCUGAGAGCAGCCCCUCAUCUGGGGAGUCGCCCCCUUCCCAGCCAAGCACUGUCACCCUGGAGGACCUGGGGCUCGUCCUGGUGGAAGGCCUGGCCAGCCCUGAGCCCCUGAGUAUGGAGAUCUUGGAAAAGUAUGAGUCCAGCCCCUUGGCAUCCACCACUUCCGUCCCUGAGCAGGACACCUCCAAGUGCUGGAAGCAGCUGGAGCAGUGGGUGGCUGACCUGCAGGCCGAGGUGGCAUACCUUAGGGGGCAUAAGGAGCGCUGCGAGCACGCCACACUGAGCCUACUGCGGGAGCUGCUGCAGCUACAGGCCCGCGUGCAGCUGCAGGACUCAGAGCUGAAGCAGCUGCAGCAGGCGUCACAGCUGGCAGCCCAGGCCCCCGAGAAGGAAGCACCAGAGAUCCCAAGCUCUCAGAACCAGAAUCAGAUGCAGGCCCUGGACAAAAGGCUGGUGGAGGUCCGGGAGGCCUUGGCCCACAUCCGGAGGAAGCAGGUGCUGCAGGACUCUGAGCGGAAAGGCGCCGAGCAGGAGGUGGAUCUCAGGCUGGCCAAGCUGAGCAGUUUGUUGAGGCAAGAGGAGCAGGGCCGGGAGGCAGCCUGUGGCGCCCUGCAGAAGAGCCAGGAGGACACCAGCCAGAGGGUGGACUGCGAGGUGGCCAGGAUGCAGUCCCAGGUGACCAAGCUUGGUGAGGAGAUGAGCCUCCGCUUCCUCAAGAGGGAAGCCAAGUUAUGUGGUUUCCUGCAGAAGAGCUUCCUGGCCAUCGAGAAGAGGAUGAAAGCCUCAGAGGGCAUGCGGCUGAAGGCGGAGAGCAGCCUGCGGGAGGAGCUGGAGGGCCGGUGGCAGCAGCUGUGGGAGCUGAGCGAGGAGCGCGUGCGAGUCCUGCGGGGACAGCGCGAGCAGGAGGAGGGCCACCUCCUAGAGCAGUGCCGGGUCCUGGACGCGGCCGUGGUCCAGCUGACCAAGUUCGUGAGGCAGAACCAGGCGACACUGAAUCGUGUCCUGCUGGCCGAGCAGAAGGCCCGGGAUGCCAAGGGGCGCCUGGAGGAGAGCCAGGCUGGGGAGUUGGCCUCCUACAUGCAGGAGAACCUGGAAGCCGUGCAGCUGGCAGGCGAGCUGGCCCAGCAGGAGACAAACAAUGCGCUGGAGCUGCUCCAAGAGAAGAGCCAGGCUCUGGAGGUGUCAGUAGCUGAGCUGGUCCGGCAGGUGAAGGACCUGAGCGACCAUUUCCUGGCCCUGAGCUGGAGGCUAGAACUGCAGCAGCAGACGCUGGGCCUGAGGCUGUCUGAGGCGAAGACUGAAUGGGAAGGAGCAGAGAGGAAGUCCCUGGAGGAUAUGUCCCAGUGGCAGAAGGAGGUUGCCGCACACCUGCGGGAGGUAGAGGAGAAGGUGGAUGGCCUCCCCCAGCAGAUAGAAGGUAUCUCUGACAAGUGCAUCCUCCACCAGAGAGACUUGGACCUGAAGAUCUCUGCAGAAGGCAAGGCCAGAGAGUUUGCGGUCAGGGCCGUGCAGCAGGAGCUGGCGACCCUGCUGUUGUCUGUUCAGCUGCUCAAGGAGGACAGCCCCGGGCGGAAGAUCGCUGAGAUACAGGGCAAGCUGGCCACAUUUCAGAGUCAAAUAAUAAAGUUGGAAAACAGCAUCCAGGCCAACAAGACCAUCCAGAACCUCAAGUUUAAUACAGAAACCAAACUGCGCAUGGAGGAGAUUGCAGCCCUGCGGGAGAGCAUGAUGCGCAUGUGCGGCAAGGAUGGCCCCUGGGUGCGCACCUGGAGCAGCAGGAGGGCACUCACAUCCCUAGUGAGGCAGCGGCUCUUUGUCAAGGACACGGCCCCUGGCAGGGUGGUCCCCAUGAACUUCUGGGGCCUGUACCAGGCCGUGAGGUGGCUACAGUGGAAGACGGUCCUCAUGAACCUGGUGGCCCAGCGGAGACCAGGAGCCAUCUCAAAGUCCUGUGUCUGGAAGCCUACACCCCAGUGCACAUCUCUUCCCCUUCCCCAGAAAUAAACGUGCGAGCUCUUGUGCUGUCAGA